GUAAAUCGGAAUUGGUCCACUUAUUUAUUGAAAUAGCAAUUUGGUCCUUGUAAGAAUAACAGUUUUUAAUGUUCAGUCCAUGGAUCAUCUUCAACAAACGUGUUCUCUUCUCUUUCACCACCACUGUUCAAUCAGCAAACGUGUCAUCUUCUCUUUUACCUCGGUUACUCUGUUCCACCACUUAUAUACAUGUCUGAUGCUACGUUUUUCCCACUGACAAUCUACCGCUUUUUUCUUAUCUGCUCUAUAUACCACUUUUGAAACUCUGUCUUGGAAAGCUUGGAGACAAUCCUUCGACUUCUCUUCCUUACCCUUCUAUCUUUGUCUCUCUGUAAGAAAAAGUCAGCUCCUCUUCCUCACGAACCACUGUCACCCAUUUACCGGCUCAGCCAAUGUCAUUCCUCCUGUUGGUGAAGAAAGACAAAACGAGCGGUGACCGGGGGUUCCUAACAAAAACCCUAAACUGAUUUCGAUCGUCUGUAUGUCCAUCUCCACUUUGAAUUGAGAAUCAAUGACCACCAUUACGCCCCUAGGUAUGUGUUGUGAGCGAAUGGAAAAGAAUGAUGAGGUUCUCUUCCUCAUCUAAUUAAUCGAUCCUGACCACAAGGUAAAUGAUUUGACUAAUCGAUUCAAGUUAACUGGAGAUCAAUAUUUUUUUGGUUUUGAAAUUUAACUUUACAUCAACUCCUCCUCUAUUUUCUGCCAUCCGUAGGUACGUUUUCGUCUAUUAUUUCUGUUUUCUGUCUUUGUUUACAAGUAUUUUGGGUGUUGAACGGGUGAUCGGAAGGAAGAUGUGGGUGGGUCUGUUUGAUGCAAAUUUAGAGAAGAAAUUUGGUGAAUUUCAAGGGUGUAGUGAAGAAAGACGCAAGCAAUUGGAAGAUUCAAAUAAAUAAAAUACAACAAUUACAGGAUCUGAGCAGAUCAAAUGGAAGGCUUGCAAUCUUGGGUCACAAACCACCAGUUUACCAACAUAGGUACAAUUUGGGCAACAAUAGUUGCUACAUCAAUGGCUUACACAAGCGCUAAGAGAGAUGCAUUUAAGCCUAACGUUAGAUAUACAAGUUGCAUUGAAGCAUUUAAACAAUUUAUAUUUAUCUCUAUGGUUAUUUUAUAUGUAUUUGUUUGCCACUAUAGGAUGCAUGCAUUAGGUUUAACGUUGGUAGAUCAACUUUCAGUUGAGUUUAAGCCUAUUCGCGUAUAUUCAUAUAUUGAAUGGCAAGUGGAUGAAUUGGAGAAAGCUAUUUCUGAGGCAGCUAGAGACCCCGCUAAAUAUGGAAUCGAUCAACCCGAACUUGAAAGAAGAUUUAAAUGGACAAGAGCCGCUAUGACUCAAUUGAUUUUGUUUAGGAGGUGUUAAGAAAUUAGUGGUUGGAACAGACUUCUUCCACAUUUAGUGAGAUGUAUCAAGAACUAAUGAGUCUGUUAAGUGCACGUCAGCAAGUAUGAUGUAAAGUGGGUUUUUUUUUACAUAUCUUAGAACAAGAAAACUAAAACAGGGUAAUGUAUUUUCAUUUGAAUGUUUAGCUUUAUGUAAUUUGGAUCCUUUUUUUUGCAAAGGGCAAUGUCCUUUAUUUUUAUUAUUUUAAGCAUCAAAAUUGUAAAAGGGCGAAUUGCAGAGAAUAACAACAUACUUAACUGUGGCUACCAAUUAAGACAA
Lactuca sativa (garden lettuce) is the source of this 1657-nucleotide messenger RNA. NCBI's taxonomy places the organism in Eukaryota, Viridiplantae, Streptophyta, Magnoliopsida, Asterales, Asteraceae. The record is from RefSeq and is a predicted model, not a curated record.